Messenger RNA from Salarias fasciatus (jewelled blenny), 692 nucleotides. RefSeq names its product otoraplin. Bases 113 to 502 code for a protein of 129 amino acids. The transcript has 4 exons. Gene Ontology annotation, biological process: cartilage condensation. Gene Ontology annotation, molecular function: protein binding. The record is from RefSeq and is a predicted model, not a curated record. NCBI's taxonomy places the organism in Eukaryota, Metazoa, Chordata, Actinopteri, Blenniiformes, Blenniidae.
UUCUGUCUGAGAGAAGUUUUUUGGGACUUUUUUAGCUUUGAGAUCUUUCAAACAUCCACAUUCACCUUCACUGAGAGACACAUCCCAUCUUUACCCUGAUCAGCUGUGAAUCAUGACUUAUGCACCGGUGAUUCUGUUGAUUGUGGGAUUACUGCACUGGACCACAAGGGCAACCAUGAUGGAUAAACUAGCAGACAACAAAAGAUGUGGAGAUCCAGAAUGCUCAUAUGUUCUCUCGAUGGCCACUGCUUUGGAUGACUUCAUAGCGCCUGACUGCAGAUUCAUCAACCUCAGAAGGGGUCAGAUGGUUUAUGUGUAUUCUAAACUUGUGCCAUCGGAGGGCGCUGGAGUCUUCUGGUCUGGAAGUGUGUACAGUGAGCGCUAUGUGGACCAGAUGGGCAUCAUCGGAUACUUUCCAGCAGUUGUGGUGAACGAGACGCAGAAGUUUACUGAAGACACAGUGGCGAUGCAAACAACUGACAUGGACUUCUAUUGCCAUUAGCUCCUGGUUGGAUCACGCCUCUUUCACAUCAAGUGCUUCUUUUAGUAACUUUAGGCUGCUGUAGAGGACAGUGGACAUCCCAAUCAAACCCUUGUGUUAGACCAUUUGCCUUAUUACCCUGUUGUGUACUGAGUCGUUUGCUUUUUGGCUGUCUGAUGCUGAAAAUAUUUUACUCAAUAAAUGUUUCUUC